UGCCGUCUCCAGGGGGCCCCACCAGCCUCUGGGAUGAGCCAAGGGAGUGUCUUGAGCUUCCAGGCCCUCCGAGCUCUCUCCAGACUGCUCCAGAGCUGCUGCCGGCAGGGUUUGAGAGAACUGCCCUCUUCCCCUAGGAUUCCAUCACAGGCUCUAGGGAGAGCCUGUGGCCAGACCAGUAGGUUGAAGGAAUCCUGGAGGCCAUAGAGGCCGUGGGCUCCUGGUAGAAUUCCUGCAGAAGAGGAGAAUGGCCCCAGCCUAGAAUGGACCAGCGGCAUUUCUCCCAGGGCAGAUUCCUGCUGCCCGGGUGGCAUCACUCCAGGGAAGACCCACAAACCAUACCGUGGUUGUGUGAGAGAGUCGGGGCUCCUGACAUCUCCAGCUCCCUUUCCCACGGGGCUCACGCUAGGCCUGGCAACAGUGGUUCUGCUCUGGCCCCAGGCUCUGGCCUAGAAGUGUAUGCCAGAAGGGUCCUGAAAGUCUAGCCAGCGAGAACAGAGAACUGAACAAGGGUGGCCACACAGUUGGGACCCAGGCUCGUGUGGGUCCUACUCAUGGAUAUAUGUUAGGAGAAGGGUCCAUUCUGUCUUCGGUACCACUUGGUGGUCUCUAUCUGGGACCCAGAGGUGGUGACAGGAGAUUUAGAUCUGGUUGGGGAAACAGGGAUGCCUUCACAGACCCAGGGGCCCAGCCACAUCAUGGGUCAGAAGCCUCGUCGCUGUGUCGUUCUGUGAGUCUCGGAUGGGUUUCUUGGGGACUGAUGGGGAGACAGGAGGUGGGGACAGCAGGGAUGUCUCAGGGAGUUGGAGCACGUGAGGAGGAGCUGGUUGGAAGUGGGGAGUCACAGGAGGUCCCCUGUGUCCCUCUCUGUGGCCUCACGGCCACCUGUAUGUCCUGGGAGCGGCAGCUGGCUUGCAGGGCAGUUUGGGUUCAUCCUCUUACUGAGGGGUGCAGCUGUCCCCACUACCGCCGGACAGGUGCAGAAUCAGCACCCACACAUUGCCUCCUCUUAUACAAGCUGGUCAGCCAUCCCUGAAAGCGGCACAGGAAGUUGGGCUUGACACUCCCAGCCGCCUUCUUCUCCCUUGUCCCAAAGGUCCAGGUCAGCUCGACAGUGUCUCGUAUCCCUUAUGCUGAGGACUGCUUCUGCUCAGAUACAGACUGGGCACUCGAGAGUAGGCCUCCCCAGCCCUGCCCAGUCCUGCCCUCUGCCUCCUUACAAGGCUCACACCUGCCACUGCAUAAAUGACAGAGAAGAACAGACAUGGGCUGUGAGGGCCCAGGUGGAAUGGAAAGGACACAUGAGUCUUCAGAGGGGACAGGGCUUGGUUGAGGGCACCUGGAACAAGCGGGCACAAGCCUUGCAGAGAUGCUGUUAAUGGACAGCACAGACCAGACCCUGUCUGGGUCUUUGCGUGGGUCACCGCAGCCAGGUCCAGGCCAGCUGAAAGAGUGUGUCUGAUGCAUCCUGGUGUCAGGCUUUUGCACUGUCACUUGCAGGGCUCCAGGAACCAUGGUAUAGAGAGCUGACCUGUCCCUUGUUGCCUCCCACUUCUGAGCUUUUGUUUGGGGAAAGGGCUUCCCCACAGCCCCUUAGAAGACAUUGUCUCAUCUCAACUAACUAAGCCAUUGUUUAGCAUGCCAGAGCUGCUGAUGUGAUUUGAUUGGGGAUGGAUCUGGGACAUCACAGUUUUGCAAGCUUUUUAUCGUGACUCUGAUGUGGCCAUUCAGGCUGACAGCCAUUGCUCUGUGCUGGUGGUCCUGCCCCAGUGGUGAACGGAGACCAAAGCAGGGCAAAGUCUUGCUCAAGUUCAUGUCAUCCAAUGCAAAAUGAGGACUGGGGCCCCAUGUCCCUGGACCUACAAACCAGGCUUCUUGAUCUGCAAGCCAGGGUUCUCUCUGCUAACACACAAGGGACCAAAGAGAGCACGGCUUCUUGUGGCUGUGGGUGGGUGCAGUGGCUUGGAGUCUGCUCCUCCCGCCUUGUUAGCAUGACUCUGUCCUGUUGUCCCUAGCCUGUCCUGACCCCAAGCGGCUCCUUGGUGGUCUUAGCGGAUGUGUCCUGGCUUGGAAAGGUUCCAGGAUCCAGUGGUUGUGUUGUGUGUGGCUUUGCUUUUGGUAGCGCUUGCUAAUUUACAGGCACACUUAGUUGUGCUCUCAUAGACCAGGGGUUUGGGGGUGAUUUGAUGGAUAGAUGUCUUUAUGAAACUAGUGGUGGGCCAGGCAAGGGGUAGGUAUUCAUGUUUUGAGUGUUAACCUAUGCAAGCUCUGUGUUAGGUGCUCCGCGUGCAGUAAUUUUCAACCAAGGGCUGUUUUGUGCCUUCGGGGGGCACUUGAGACAUGUGUGCCUUUGGCGGUGCUUUCCAAACACUCUAGAUGAGCAGAGCUUCAUGCAUGGGUGCCCCUGGUUUGCACUGGGGUAAAAGGUAAGCGUGUUAUUGGACAUUCCACGUUGUACAGUAAUCUCCUCGUCUCCUAACACAGACUCUGUGAGCGCCCACAGGGGCAUAAUUAAGGCCCUACAGGGUUCACCCUAGUUUUACAGAGGCCCCUGUGGUCCCCACCCAAGGAUAGUUGCAAGUCUGUCUGAAUGCAAGGCCUUGUCCUGAGCUGGGUACCAGAGCCCCCAACUUUCCUUUAUCUGAGUACACUCUAUUGGCUGAGAGGAGAGAAAAAAGGCAGGAGGAACUGAGUACUGCUGAUCUCCGCUGUGGUUUUGGAAGCAUCCAUAGGUAUGGGUUGGGAUCCGAGUUUCCCUCCGUCGGAUCACCCUGGUUCCUCCUUCUGGGUGGAACUUUCAGAGCUAUAGUGAAAGGUGGAUAGAACCACAAUGUGGAAAGAUUGGGUUCCAAAGCCAGAGCAGCUGCAAGGUCAGGUUGAAGAGCCACCGAGGCUAUCCUAGUGUCCCUCCAAGGGUAGUGUGUCUCUUGGUGGAUGCUCGUGGGUGCCUCACAUCUUAACCAGAAUGCCACAGCAGCCACUCCAUGAGGAGCCUCUGGUGGCGCCCCUGAGGGGGAAGAGCUUGUUUUCCUCUGCACAUGUACAGGAACAGAGGGACACGAGGGACGCUGGGAAGGGAAAAUGAGCCACAAGUGACAGAAUAAACUUCCUGUGCUUGCAACAUGAUGGACGCUAGCAGCUAAUGCCACAGACCACUGCAGUCCACUGUAGGGCUACUCUUUUUUAUUUUCAAAAUUGUUAUGUUUAUAUGUAUGCACACAUGUGUGCAGAUGCUCACAGAGGCCAAGAGGGGCAACAGACCCAUUGGAGCUUGAAUGACAGGCGUUUGUGAACUCCCUGAUGUGGUUGCUGGGAUACGAACUCUAAUCUGCUGUCAGUGUUAACCAUUUCUCCAGCCCCUUAAGUCAUUAAGGUUCAUAGGUAGAUGGAACCCACAGAAACUGCUGUGGUUGGUAUCCCCACUCUGGAUGGGGAGAAUGGGGCAGCAAAAGGUCAAAAGAACUUGAACUCCCUGGUGCUCAGAGCAGAUGAGAGGUAGGGUAGCCCUACCCUGCCUGCAGUUACUGGACUCCUUCUACCUCUUCUUCCAACCUUCCUUCUGAGGAAGAGGGAGGGAGAGGCAUCACUGUAGGAGGAGGGUGUGGUGGAGCCUAGGUGGCCGCAAGUGUUCCCCGGCUUCCCAGAUGGGGCCUGUGAUUAGGAAGGACGACCACCCUCGUUGACGGUCAUUUACCCAAUUAUGCUUUGUGGGAUAUUCAACCCAAGGAACGUGCUGCCCCUGGCGGAGCGUAAGAGGAAGCCUAAGUUCUCCAAGGAGGAGCUGGACAUUCUGGUCACAGAGGUGACCCAUCACGAGGCAGUUCUCUUUGGGAGAGAGACCAUGCGACUGUCCCAUGCCGACAGGGACAAGAUUUGGGAAGGCAUAGCUCGGAAAGUCACCUCCGUCAGCCAGGUCCCCCGCUCCAUCAAGGACAUUAAGCACAGAUGGGAUGACAUGAAACGCAGGACCAAGGACAAGCUGGCCUUCAUGCAGCAGUCGCUGUCGGGCCCAGGGAUCGGGGGCCACACCCAUCCCCUCAUGCUCACUGCCCACGAGAGGGCCAUCAAGUCAGCACUGCUCACUGCCCAGGCUGGCACAGCUUCCCCAGGGCAGCACUGGAUGGUAUCGACAGCCCCUCUACCAGCUACGAUGAAGAUGAGGAGGCUCCUGGGCCCUCCCGGCAGCCUCUUCGGAUGCCCCCACUACAUCCUCCAGAAGAAGAGGCCCACCUGGCCAGGCCCCCGCUGCUCUGUUCAUCUUCUUCCUCAAACCAGACCCAGCUGUUGGGACCUAAGCCAGAGGUCCUGCCCCAUCCCUCGCCCCAGGCCCAGGCCUGCAGGACCCCAGAGCCUCAUCCCAGCUCACCCACCAUGGGCCUGGACUGGCAUCUCCUCCAUGCCCAUGCCCACCAGACUGAAAUGUUCCAGCAGUUCUGCCAGGAGCUGGUGACUGUGCACCAGGACAUGGCCGACAGCAUGCGGGUCAUGAGCCAGGCUAUGGCUGAGCUGAACAGCCGCGUUGGUCAGAUGUGUCAGACG
Molecule: messenger RNA, 4539 nt
Organism: Peromyscus leucopus (white-footed mouse)
Lineage: Eukaryota; Metazoa; Chordata; Mammalia; Rodentia; Cricetidae
Product: myb-related transcription factor, partner of profilin-like
Exons: 2
Coding region: 3701-4450 (249 amino acids)
Biological process (GO): regulation of transcription by RNA polymerase II
Cellular component (GO): nucleus
Molecular function (GO): DNA-binding transcription factor activity, RNA polymerase II-specific; RNA polymerase II cis-regulatory region sequence-specific DNA binding
Source: RefSeq, a predicted model, not a curated record